AUGGUGUCACCUGACAAUUCUGGAGGAUCACGUAGUUCUGGGGGAGCUGGAAAGAUAUUGAGAAGAUUCCUUGGGCGCAACAUUAGCGCUAGUGCGAGAAAUAGGGGCCCAAAUGAUAGAGAUGAGCCACAACCACAACCACAGCCACAGGUGACACCGAUGAGAUUUAGGGCAGACGGUUUCCCUCAGUUUGAUUUUCAGUUGCCUAGUAUGGCUGGUAGUGGAGCUGGUCCCAGUAUUGAUCAUCAUACUUCACCGUUUGAGCCUUCAGACGAGAUUGACGACGAGUCGGAGGAGUAUGAGUCGGAUGCUGUUGAGUAUCGGAUUCCACGAGUCAGUCCGAUCAGAGACAGAGGUGCCCCCAGCGGAUCGUCACAUGUCGUUACUGGGGUUCAUGCUGUUACUGGGAUCUAUAGAGACCAUGCGGGGCGUUUCUAUAGAGCUCCAAAGCCUGGUGAGGGCCAGAGUGGUACUGCUGACGUGGGAGAGGCCUAG
Linum trigynum is the source of this 495-nucleotide messenger RNA. Lineage: Eukaryota; Viridiplantae; Streptophyta; Magnoliopsida; Malpighiales; Linaceae. The record is from the annotation of a GenBank genome assembly.